AUGCCUUCGAAACAGGAACGCAAAGGGGCCUACAUCGUAAAAGCCGGGCAACUCUUCGAUACCUACGACAAAAUUCUAGUCGUUGAGAUCGACAACGUUGGAUCGAAGCAACUUCAAGACGCCCGUCGAGAGCUUCGAGCACUCGACUCCGUCAUCUUAUGCGGCAAGAACACUGUGAUUCGGAAAACGCUGAAAGAUCGGGUCAGUCGGAAGCCUGCACUCGAGAAAGUGCUCCAUGCGUUACGAGGGAAUGUCAGCUUUGUUUUCACUCGUGGUGACCUUCGUGAAGUUCGAGACUGCAUCCUAAGAAACAAGGUGCCAGCGCCUGCGAAGGCGGGUCAGAUUGCUCAGUGCGAUGUGUUCGUGCCUGCCGGGCCGACAGGUAUGCCCCCAGACAUGACCUCAUUCUUCCAGGCUCUUUCGAUUCCAACGAAGAUAGAGCGCGGCUCGAUCUGCAUUGUGUCGGACGUGCAAGUGAUCAAGCAGAAUGAGCGGGUUAGUGCGUCAGCAGUUGCUCUGUUACAAAGAAUGGGCAUCGAGCCGUUCACCUACGGCAUGAAGAUUCGACAAAUUUAUGAAGAAGGCGCGAUGUAUGAACCCUCGGUUCUCGACAUAACUCCGGACGAUCUGCGGAACAAAGUCCGAGAAGCUGUCGACACCAUAGCGGCGAUUUCACUCGCAACAGGCUACCUGACCGCGCCGGCUGUUCCCCACUUGCUGGUGCGCGCCGCCAAGGACCUCGUUGCGGCGAGUAUCGCCGCCGACUACGACAUGCCGCAGUCGCGAUCGCUGCGAGAGCUCCUUUCAGAUCCGAGCAAACUGGAGGAAUUGGUCGCCGCCGCUAGUAUUGGUGCAGCUGGGGCAGCUGGCACGGCAUCUGCCGAGGACACUGCCGCCGCGUCCGGAGCGGCCGAAACGAAGGAGGCGGCAGAGGAGUCCGAUGAGGAUCUCGGCUUUGGUCUAUUCGACUAA
This is a messenger RNA of Cyanidioschyzon merolae strain 10D, 972 nucleotides long. Its product is annotated as 60S acidic ribosomal protein P0. Gene Ontology annotation, cellular component: cytosolic large ribosomal subunit. Gene Ontology annotation, molecular function: large ribosomal subunit rRNA binding; structural constituent of ribosome. Lineage: Eukaryota; Rhodophyta; Bangiophyceae; Cyanidiales; Cyanidiaceae. Bases 1 to 972 code for a protein of 323 amino acids. Gene Ontology annotation, biological process: ribosomal large subunit assembly; ribosome biogenesis; cytoplasmic translation. The record is from RefSeq and is a predicted model, not a curated record. The transcript has a single exon.